UCAACCACGUGUUUGAACACUGAAUUGUGGUAAAACUUAAAAUGAUUUAAUGCAAUUAAAAUAUAUUAACGAAGUUUUUGGAAUCAUUUGAUUUUUAAAUAUGAAGACUUCGAAUCAAGAGCAAGCUACUCAUAGACCUGGUCCAGCAAAGCAAGAUAAUAAAAAACAUAAAACUGGACGCCAUAGAAGUAAAGGACUUCUUGAGGUUUUAAAAAAAGGCCGUACUGCACAAAAUGCAGCUAAAUCCAAAGCCAACCAUCAGUUAAGUCGGAUUGAAAGAAGAAAUCAGGCAAAACUUCAUCGUAAAAUAAAAACUGAUAAUGUGUUGAACGAAAAACGCCGUUCGUUGACUGUACCACAUUUAGUCGCUGUUAUUCCUCUAAGCAACAAUGUUUUCACCAAUGAAAAACUGAUGGAAAUAAUUGAUAUAUUGCAAAAGUCUGAUGUAAAAUUAACCACUAAAUGUGCCUCUGAAGGAUACUCACAUUUAUGGAUUGAUCAGUUUAGACAAGCGUUUACUUUUAUAAGGCCGGAUUGCAGUAGUGUUUUUGGAUUGUUAGAUGCUCUUAAAGUAGUGGAUACAAUAUUAUUUAUUGUUUCGGCUGAACGAGGAUUAGAUCAAGACGCUGAUUUGCUAAUGACUUGUAUAUUGGCACAAGGUUUGCCGUCUACGGUUGUAGCUCUGACAGAUCUUGAUAAAAUCCCACUUAAAAAACAAAAUGAAGUCAAGCAGUGUAUUCAAAAAGAUAUUGAAACAUGGUUACCCGACGAAAAAGUUGGAAAACUAGACACGUGUACUGACAUAUUAAAUAUUCUUAGACGUAUUGGCUCGCAGAAAAAGAGGUCAAUAACAUACAGAGAUAAAAGAGCACAUUUAUUAGCUGAAGAAUUGUCUUUUGUCACUGAAAAUGCUGAUGAUAAAGUUGGCACAAUGAAAGUUAGCGGGUUUUUACGCGGUCAAGCACUUUCAGUCAAUUCCUUGGUUCAUAUUCCCGGAUGGGGUGAUUUUCAAAUGAAUCAGAUAGAUUUAGCACCUAAUGAAUUUCUUGAAAACUUUACUGGAAAAAAAAUACAGCAAACUGUAUUAGAAGUUGCUGAUCCUAAAGUUCAAGAAUCCUUAAUCAGUGAAAAUAAUCCUGAUCCUAUGGAUGCCGAACAAACUUGGCCAACAGAAGAAGAAAUAAGAGAUGCCGAAGAUAAGGUAAAAAGUAAACGUAUGAUUAAACGUGUACCAGAAGGUAUGUCAAUUUAUCAAUCUGCAUGGAUUCCUGAUGAAGAAUCUGAUCACGACGACGAUUCAAAUUCAGAAUCUUCUGAAGGCUCGGACGACUUUUAUUCGAUACAAGAUGAAAAUUCUGAUUGUGAAAUGAAAAGUGUAGUUGAUGAUGAUAUGGAUACCAUGUCCGUAACUUCAGCUGUUUCGGAAGCCCCACUUGAAAUGGAUAAAUAUGACUUGCAAUUUGAUACUAAAGAAGAAGGAAAUUUACUUGCUAAAAUAAAAGAAGCAAAAGCUGAUCAAUUGUUUCCGGACGAAGUAGAUACACCAUUUGAUUUGCCAGCUAAAAUACGUUUUCAAAAAUAUAGAGGUCUGCAGUCGUUCCGAACUUCUCCUUGGGAUACUAAAGAAAAUUUGCCUAUUGAAUAUGGUAGAAUAUUUCAAUUUCAAAAUUUUGAUAGAACAAAAAAAAGAGUAUUCAAAAAUUUAGAAAACCAAACUGGAGCUUUACCUGAUUGGUUUAUUACCAUUUAUGUUAAAAAUGUUCCGUCUACUAUGUUUCAUUCGAGAGAUGGCAGAAAUCCUGUGGUAGUAUUUGGCCUACUACCGCAUGAGCAAAAAAUGUCUGUGUUAAAUGUGGUUUUAAAACGACCAUCAUCUGUAGAAUUUGAUGAGCCAAUAAAAUCCAAAUCGGAUUUGAUAUUUCAAUGUGGUUUUCGUAGGUUUACUGCACAACCAAUUUUUAGUCAACACACUAAUGGAAAUAAAUUCAAAUAUGAACGCUUUUUUCAUCAAGAUUCUAUUGUUGUUGCUACCAUGUUCGCACCAAUCGUCUUUCCACCUUGUUCAGUUUUAGCAAUGAAAUAUUGUAAAGACGGUUCGUAUCAAGUGAUAGGAAACGGAAAUGUGUUGUCUGUAAACCCGGACCGCAUAAUUGUUAAAAGAACAGUAUUAAGCGGCCAUCCAUUUAAAGUGCAUAAACGGUCAGCGGUUGUCCGAUUUAUGUUCUUCAAUAGAGAAGAUAUUGAGUGGUUUAAACCUGUGGAACUAAGAACUAAAUAUGGCAGAAGAGGACAUAUUAAAGAACCUCUAGGCACACAUGGGCAUAUGAAAUGUGGAUUCGACGGUCAAAUCAAAUCUCAAGACACAGUUUGCAUGAAUUUAUAUAAAAGAGUAUUUCCAAAAUGGACCUAUAAUGAGUUUUACAAUGUAACAAAAUAAAAAAUGUUUAAACUAAUAACCUACAUUCACGAUUAUCUAUUGUGUUCCA
Adelges cooleyi (spruce gall adelgid) is the source of this 2486-nucleotide messenger RNA. It is a transcript of the gene Tsr1, whose product is annotated as pre-rRNA-processing protein TSR1 homolog. The transcript is spliced from 12 exons. The coding region runs from base 101 to 2437 and encodes 778 amino acids. Gene Ontology annotation, cellular component: preribosome, small subunit precursor; nucleus. The record is from RefSeq and is a predicted model, not a curated record. Gene Ontology annotation, molecular function: GTP binding; GTPase activity; U3 snoRNA binding. NCBI's taxonomy places the organism in Eukaryota, Metazoa, Arthropoda, Insecta, Hemiptera, Adelgidae. Gene Ontology annotation, biological process: maturation of SSU-rRNA from tricistronic rRNA transcript (SSU-rRNA, 5.8S rRNA, LSU-rRNA); endonucleolytic cleavage of tricistronic rRNA transcript (SSU-rRNA, 5.8S rRNA, LSU-rRNA); ribosome biogenesis.